GGAAUUUUAUUGGCCUGUUUCAACUUUUGCACCCCGAAAGAUCUAAGUGCUGUCGGUAGCUCAAUGCUGUGUGGAAGAAAGAACUCUAUCGCUACAGAGAGCGAUGAUGUAUGUAUGUAUUCCAAUCGUGGUCGCAUUGGGCUUGCAGUGGCAAUCGCAUUCUGAGCUGGAUUGGCAGGUUGGUAUGCAUAUCGGGAACCUUGCUGUCGUCACUGUCAAACUCUUUUUGAAUAAUCACAUUCACAGCAUCAUUUUGAUAGACACUCAAUGUUGUUGCAGAAGUUCGCGAUUUCCGAAUGUUGCGGCGAAGAUAGAGAUAGAUAAUUACACGGCUCCACCGAGGGCGUGGUUCCAAGACGAAACAGCGAAGAGAAUCGAGAUUUUCCUAGUUUUCAGAGCGCACGUUACAUCCUCAGACGAGGAUGUCAAGGUCGACAAAGCCGAAGACUUUGACUGAGGAGAAGGAAACUUUGAAACUUUGAAACUACGUGGAUCAGCAUGUAUCUUUUUUGGGAUUGUGAAUACAUAGUAAGGCGAAAUUUG
Messenger RNA from Lentinula edodes (shiitake mushroom), 543 nucleotides. RefSeq lists its product as uncharacterized. The transcript has 2 exons. Bases 104 to 457 code for a protein of 117 amino acids. Lineage: Eukaryota; Fungi; Basidiomycota; Agaricomycetes; Agaricales; Omphalotaceae. The record is from RefSeq and is a predicted model, not a curated record.